Messenger RNA from Gigantopelta aegis, 4484 nucleotides. RefSeq names its product slit homolog 3 protein-like. The record is from RefSeq and is a predicted model, not a curated record. Gene Ontology annotation, biological process: signal transduction. Lineage: Eukaryota; Metazoa; Mollusca; Gastropoda; Neomphalida; Peltospiridae. Bases 1 to 3801 code for a protein of 1266 amino acids. Gene Ontology annotation, molecular function: protein binding. The transcript is spliced from 4 exons.
AUGACUUCCAGCGCAAGUGGUACCGACAGUGACUGCCAGGCUGAGUUAUCGUGCGAGUCAUCUCCUUUUGAGGUUGAAGAUUGUAAUGACGACGACUGGCUUCUUCACCUUUCUUCUUCUUCUUCACCUUCUUCUUCUUCUUCUUCUUCUGAUCACUGUAUUACCGUCGCGUUUUCGCUGGGCAGAGGCAUGACUCCAUUAAAGCUGUUAUUUCUCGGCGCUGUUUUUCAAGCCACUGACAGAUUUUUCGUCAGCAGUCAUCUUAGAGACGGUACAAAGACAUUCCAGAUAAAAUGGCAAAACGGAAGUGUGGAACUCUUCAAUUACGAAAAAUCCGAAAGUAGUGACUGUAUCUAUGACAACAACAAGGAUAUCCUUAGCUGCACGAGGAGUCACCCCUAUGACGUAAUAACAUCAAUAUGGCGUAAUAAUCCAGAACUAAUUCAGUAUGUCAACGUAAACUGCCUGUUACGUAAAGAGAAUGUCAGUAGGAGUAAGGCAUGUGUGUGUAAGAACACGACAAUGGUGGGGAAUUCUACGAAAGAUCGAGAUAACGAAAAAUAUUAUUCUUGUCAGUUAGAGCAACUGCCUUUCAACAUAUUCAGCACAUUGAUAAACGUAGAGGUGAUAGAUUUGUCCUACAACAGGAUCCAGUCAAUCGAUGUUAGAAGUUUCCUGAAUUGUGCAUCACUUGAAUACUUAGCCUUGAAUCACAACCCACUUAGUAGUUAUCCACAAGGAAUGCUUUGCGGUUUAUCGAGACUAAAAUUCGUGGACGUUUCGCACCAAUUGCUGACACGUUUUCCAAGCAACAUAUUUAAGUGUGAGACCGAUUCUCAGUCAAGUGUUCUUGCAUUUAAAAUUAGUCACUGUCUGAUUGAAGAAAUUGUUGAUGAUACCUUCAGAUAUUUGCACGAAUUGAUUUCACUGGAUUUGACUGCAAAUAGGAUCAAAAGAAUAACUGAAAAUGGAUUUGUAGGUGCAUCAUCGCUUCUUUAUAUUGAUCUCUCCAACAACAGUCUCAGUCAAAUUCCAUUGUUCAUCUGUAGCCAUGUUCCCAAACUUACACAUCUACUUCUGCAAAAGAAUCAAUUCCAGUUCAUAAAUAUGACAAAUGUCCAAAAUUGUCAUAGCCUUGAGGCUAUGGACCUAUCAGAAAAUAUAUUCAAUUCUCUAGAGGGUCCAAAACAUCCAAUGACGUCAUUAAAAAAUCUAAAGCUGGGCCACAAUAUUUUCAUUGCAAUCAGAGAUAGCAUGACGUUGAAGCAUUUCCCAGCCAUUUCUGAAUUAGAUUUCAGCUGGAAUCAGAUUGUGACAAUUGAAAAUGCUUCAUUUGAUGGGAUUAAAAGUAUGCAUAGAUUGGAUCUGAGCAACAACAACUUGACAGACAGUUCUGCAGAUUUUCGUCGAGUCUUUCAAAACUUACAGUCCUUAACGUACCUGAAUCUGAGCUCAAACGGUCUAACUACAGGUCUGGAUUUAGCAUUCGAAGAACUGUCUUCUUUAAUGGAAUUAGAUCUGUCGUAUAACAGACUUAAAGUCAUAACUAAUAACAGCGUUCCUGGUUUGAAAAAACUAAGACACCUUAAAAUCAACAACAACAAACUGCAAUCUAUUCAUCGAUAUUCUUUCAUGGACAUGAGCAAUCUUGAAAGUAUAGACAUGUCACACAAUAAAUUGGUAUCUUUAGAGAUGGUACAUUUUCCAGGAAUAUUGAUGCUUGAUGCAUCAUGGAACAGCUUAGAAGACAUACCGAGUCGUCUGCCUGUAACAAUUUCCCGUCUGCAGCUGAUGGGAAACAGGAUUUCUUCUUUAAGACGAGCAGAUGUUAAAAGUUUAGUCAGGUUAAAGGAGUUAAAUAUAAGUCACAAUGUGAUAACAUUCCUGGACGAUGAUUCCUUUUUAUCAUCAUAUAAUAUGACAUCUGUGGACUUGAGCUUCAAUGAUCUUAAGCUCGACUUUGGCAAGGAUGUUUUCAGAGGAAUGCAGCACAUUCGAAACAUAUAUCUAACUCAUAACAACAUACACAGUAUCGACGGGAUUUUGCAGUUUGACUCAUUAACCACCCUACAAAAUCUGGACGUAUCAUUCAAUAACAUUGAAGAAAUCGGAGAACCUCUAAACCCCAGCAACAAAUCCAAACAUCUGCAGACUCUCAAUCUAGAAGGAUGCCAGAUUACGACAAUAGUCAAGAUUGCUUUCAUUAACCUUUCUCACCUGAAGUCGGUGAAUCUGCAGAAGAACAUGAUAGUGACUGUUCCUUUAUUUGAUGCUCCAAUCGGUGCAGAGUUUCGUUUGGUGGACAAUCGCCUGAGGUGUUCCUGUAACAUGUCGUGGUUGAUUGACAGACUGUCUAACAGGUCGUCUUUGGAUUAUGAUGUAGAUGUCUGUGCUGUAUUCCCACAUGGAUGGAUCUACCCAAUUAGGUCUUUGUCACCAGAUCAAUUUUUGUGUCCAGUUGGAUCAUGUCCAGAACAAUGUUCGUGCUAUUCAACGAAAGGAAAUGGAACAGUUGCUAUAACUGUUUGUCAUAGAGGUGUCUUAACAAUUCCCGUCGAUAUUCACAAUGAUUCAACCACAAUUUAUCUUGAUGGAAACAAUUUUGCUGAACUUGGCACAAUUGUUGCACCAUUCGUUACAGACAUGUCAGUUAAGAAGUUAUUAAUGAACAACAGCCAUGUGCUUGGAAUUGGAAGUUCAUUUUUUGAUAAAACACUGUAUCUGGAAGAGGUUGACCUUAGUCAUAACUACAUAAAAGUGCUGCCGUCAGAUAUAUUUCAUAGACUGAUGCAUAUUAAAUUUGUACAUCUACAACAAAACCAAAUCAGCUAUCUUCCGAGUUCUUUGUUCAAGGGUUUGAAUUCGCUAGAAAUGUUCGACAUCAGUGCUAACCGACUGACAUAUUUAUUGUCAGAAACUCUGCAUGAACUAGAUAACAUGGAACAUUUUCGUUGGAUAAACCUUGCAUCCAAUCCAUGGCGCUGUAAGUGUUCCACAAAAGCAUUGAGGAUUUGGCUGGAGGAGUCUUCCAGUCCUGUGUUUGACAGACGUCAAGUGUUUUGUAACAAUAAGGAGAUGCUGCAAGUCCAGUUAGACGAAUUCUAUUGCCCGCCAGUUCUUUCUGAAUCUGUGAAAAUAGGACUCAUAUGUGUUUCUUUGACCAUUUUCGUCUUGGGAGUAGGAAUCAGUAUAGCCUACUACAGACAAACGCUCAUACCCUUACUGUACAGGCGACUUGGGCUGAGAUGUUUGAAAAGAAACCAGAUAUCAAGCUCAGCCGUCACCUUGUACGACCUUCUAGUACUGGUUGACGACAAGGAUCACAAAUGUGUUUGGUGGGUGAAAAAUAGCCUCGUGCCAAAACUGACAAAAAAUAGAUGGAAGUUCAGAAUUCACGUCCCAGAGCCCAACACCGAGGCAGGGGAGAUAACUAACUCUGUUAUGCUUAAGAUAAAUCAGAGUAAGUCGACCUUGAUUGUCGUUUCGAAACACUUUCAAGAGAACUAUUGGUGCGUCGAGUGCUCGCAACAUGCGUACAACUUAGUUCUGUGCAAGCAUCAUGUAGUGGUUUUAGUCGUAUGGGGGAACAUAAACGCGUGCACUCUCGACUCUGAAAUAAGAGAGCAAAUAGAAAAGGGAGACAAUUUGUUUAUAAAAGAUAAUUUCCUAUGGGAUAAACUGAUAUACAAGUUGCCUUGUCCAAAUGACCGAGAAAACUCUUCGUUUUUGUGUAAAUAUAAGAAGGAAAUUCAAGGAGCGAACAACGUAGGAUUCGUUGUGGAUAACGAAAACGAAAGUUAAGACCCUCAAACGUUAUCAACAAGGGUUGAUCUAAGAUGUGAAGUGGGCACAUUAUUUUUUGUUGACGGUAAUACAGACAAAUACGAAAAAAAAAGGUUUAGUAAUUUGGUAAAUGUGCUUAAUUAAUAGAAAACACAUCACUUUCAAAGUGAAUUCAGACACUGGAUUUUAAUGAUGCACCAUUUGUCAGUAUUAGUAGCAGGAUAUUUUCAUGAGAAAAUGAAGUGUGACUCUUUCACAUCAUUGAAUGUUGCUUACUUUUAAUAAAAGUGCAGUAGUAUCAAAUUGCUAAAUUGUCUUAAAACAGGUACUAAAAUUAACAGGAGCGAGAGACAAUGAUGCAGUUUUCCCAUAAAAGUGGACCUAUGCUGGUUUCCCCACUAUACCUAAGUCGGCACCUGCAAAAUAUCAUAUUCCGGAUAUUCUUAGUCCAGAACUAACUGUAAUGAUGAAAACGUAUGUGUAUGCGGCGUAUGUACAUUCGUACGAACAUGUGUACGUAUGUGUGUGUGGGUUUUUUUUUUUGGUGGGUGUGAUGUUUGGUCUGUGGGUGUAAGCGCGUGCACGUAUAUGUAGUGUAUGGUUAUGUGCGUGUAUGCAUCUGUAAUAUAUUACAUAUAUAAUAUGUGAGUGUACGUAUACACACACAGAUAUGUAUAUAUAUAUAUAUAUAUAUAUAUAUA